Messenger RNA from Caenorhabditis remanei, 750 nucleotides. RefSeq lists its product as uncharacterized. Lineage: Eukaryota; Metazoa; Nematoda; Chromadorea; Rhabditida; Rhabditidae. The record is from RefSeq and is a predicted model, not a curated record. Gene Ontology annotation, cellular component: nucleus. The transcript has a single exon. Gene Ontology annotation, molecular function: poly(A) RNA polymerase activity. Bases 1 to 750 code for a protein of 249 amino acids.
AUGGAUCAAAAGUCUCAUAGAUGUGCGGAUUUCAAAUGGAAAGAUGUGGAUGCAGGUGGAAAACUGAUGGCUUUUGGUUCCUAUCGUCUUGGAGUUCAUAGCUCUGGAGCCGAUAUCGAUACAGUAAUCAUUGCUCCACGACAUAUCACUCGCAUAAAUUUCUUCUCUUCCUUCAAACAAAUUCUCAUGAAUGAUCCAAAUGUGAAGGACUUGGAAGCAGUAGAGAAUGCAUUUGUGCCGAUUAUUACGACGACUUACUCAGGAAUCGAGCUCGACGUGUUAUUCGCGAGACUUAAAAAGCCAACGAUCCCAAGGAAUAUCGAUUUAUCAGAUGACUCUCUUUUCGUGAAUUUGGAUGAAGCCAGUAUCAGAAGUUUGAAUGGAAUUCGAGUAGCUGAACAGCUUCUUGUUCCAAAUCGAGAUACUUUCUGUCAAUCACUCAGAGCAAUCAAGUUAUGGGCGAAGAAUCAUGGAGUAUACUCGAAUGCAAUGGGUUUCUUCGGAGGAAUCACUUGGGCUAUUCUGGUUGCAAGGACGUGUCAGUUGUAUCCAAAUGCAGCUCCAUCGAAGAUAAUUCAAAAGGUAUUCUUAGUUUUUUCGACAUGGAAUUGGCCAUCUCCCGUCAUUCUGAAGCACUUCGAUUGUGUGGAUUCAAAGUUGGCAAACCUGAAUAAAUUGGUCUGGGAUUCGAGAAUAAAUUCAUCGAUAUCAUUUGAUGCCAAUUCUGACUCCUGCAUUCCCGGAACAUAA